Saccharomycodes ludwigii is the source of this 3990-nucleotide messenger RNA. It is a transcript of the gene SSD1, whose product is annotated as mRNA-binding translational repressor SSD1. Gene Ontology annotation, cellular component: exosome (RNase complex); P-body. NCBI's taxonomy places the organism in Eukaryota, Fungi, Ascomycota, Saccharomycetes, Saccharomycodales, Saccharomycodaceae. The record is from RefSeq and is a predicted model, not a curated record. Bases 1 to 3990 code for a protein of 1329 amino acids. Gene Ontology annotation, molecular function: 3'-5'-RNA exonuclease activity; RNA binding. Gene Ontology annotation, biological process: mRNA catabolic process. The transcript has a single exon.
AUGAGUAACCAAAACCACAAUAAUAACAACAAUAACAAAAAGGAAGUAGAACAACAAUAUGCUACAACAACUGGGGGUGUCAAUAACCCUAAACAUAUUCAUAUUGCACAUAGAAGAUCCCCUAGUGAAUUGACUAAUCUAAUGAUUGAACAAUUAUCCUUACAAAGACAACUGGAAAUGGUGCAAGCUCAGCAACAACAGUUACUAGCUCAACAGCAACAAUUAAAUGCCGCAGCAGCAAUGACUAACAACAACUCACAUGGUACUGUUCCAUUUUUACCACCUCCUCCUCCACAACCAUAUAAUUUAUCUCCUAACAGGAAUACCAAUAACACCAUCACCAAUAACAAUAACAGUAACGGUGGUUCAAACAGUAGAAGCCAUUCUAGAAAUAAUUCAGGUUACGAAUUUAAUCGCCACACGAGGGGUAAUGAUUCUGUAUCAUCCAUUUCAUCUGGUGGUGGCGGCGGCGGACAUGGUCAUUCAAGAAGACAUUCUUUAGGAUUGAAUGAAGCUAAAAAGGCUGCUGCUGAAGAACAAGCUAAAAGAGCUGCAAAUGCUACAGGUAAUACUGACGUUACUAUUAUUGUUGAUAAAGCCGUAAGCAAGGAGGAACAAUUCGGCUUUAAGUUUCCCCCUGGUCCACCACCAGCAUCCCAGUCCUCUGUAUCGUCCAGUUCUUCUACCGUUAGUAGUUCUAAUACCCACAACCACAAUAACGGAAAUAAUAAUAGUACUUUUUCUCACCGUCGUACUAAUUCUUCUAACAGUAGCACCUAUAGUGCUUCUCCGGGGAAAAAUUAUCAUUUCCCACCAAGAACCCACUAUAAUAACAGCCACAGCGUUGAUUUUACUGCUUUGAACAACAAUAACAAUAACUACUACUAUUACGACAACAAUAACAAUGCUGGUGAAAAUAUGAAUGAUUUCACCUCACCAAGAAAAUCACAUUCUAGAACAAAUUCUGGAAUUAACUCUAAUUGGAGACAGCAACAGCCCCAACAACAACAACAACAAGGUGGUGGUGGUAAUAAUUAUUUAGCAUUUAAUACAGGUAAUUAUAAUAACAGCAGUAGCAGUGGUACCAAUCAUGCGAACAAUUCUAUUCAACCUAAUAUGCAAUUUUCUCCCUUCCAUAAAAAGUCGUUAUCAAGAGACGGAGCCACUUUAUUGGAACCAACACCACCAUUUCAACCAGGACACAAGUCUAAUUUAUCUUCUUCCUCAAAUAACACGAAUAACAACAAUAACAACGGUAAUGGUAGAAAGUCUUUGUUUGUACCAUAUUUACCACAAGCUAGCAUUCCACAAUUGUUACAAGAGGGGAAGUUGGUUGUUGGUACUUUAAGGGUUAAUAAAAAAAAUAGAUCUGAUGCUUGGGUUUCUACGGAUGGGGUGUUAGAUGCUGAUGUUUUCAUUUGUGGAUCUAAAGAUCGUAAUAGGGCUUUAGAAGGUGACUUGGUGGCUGUUGAAUUGUUAUGUGUUGAUGAUGUUUGGGAAUCUAAGAAGGAAAAAGAAGAGAAAAAGAGAAGAAAAGACGCUGGCCAAGUUCAACAAGAUUUAUUAAACUCUGGUGAAGAUUACCAUAACGAUGCCACUUUUUCGCCCCGCAAAGACUCCUCUUCAUCCCAUAUCCAUGGUCGUAUUAACUCCUCGACCUCUAACUAUGAUUCUGAUUCGCAAACUACUGGCAAUAAUAAUGGAAACAAUUCCGGUUUGAAGAGAAGAGGUUCCUUAAAACAACGUCCGACUCAGAAAAAGAAUGACGAUGUUGAGGUUGAAGGCCAAUCUUUGCUAUUAGUCGAAGAAGAAGAGAUUAGUAAUGAAUUUAAACCAUUGUACGCUGGUCACAUUGUUGCUGUCUUAGAUAGAAUUCCGGGUCAAUUGUUUAGUGGAACUUUGGGUUUAUUAAGGCCUUCACAACAGCAACAACAUAACAACAACAAUCAUGAACAUAGAAAGCCCAAAAUUGUUUGGUUUAAACCUACGGAUAAAAAGGUCCCUUUGGUUGCUAUUCCAACAGAGCAAGCACCCAAAGAUUUUGUGGAUAACGCUGAGAAAUAUGCUAAUAAGUUGUUUGUAGCUGGAAUUAAACGUUGGCCGAUCACCUCUUUACAUCCUUUUGGUACGUUGGUUACCCAAUUAGGUGAAAUUAAUGAUCCCGAAACCGAAGUGGAGGCCAUUUUGAAGGAUAACAAUUUCUUGUGUGAUGAAUAUUUAGACCCUGUAAACCGUGCUGUAGAGAAAUCCACUUUUAGGGCCACUCCGUUAAGUGAAGAAUCUAUUGCCAAAAGACCCAUAUUUGACUCCGAAGAAAAUGGCGGAAUUGCAAUUAUUAAGCAAAAUCCGUUUACUGCAUCUGAUUUGGCUCUAAACCUACAGACCAGUACUGACGGUAAAACUGGCGAUUCUGUUUUACAGUUGGGUGUCCACAUUGUUGAUGUUACAGAGCAAAUUGAGAGUGGAUCCAGUUUGGACAGAAGAGCAAGGAAAAGAUCUACAGGGGUUUCAAUUCCUCAGAAGAAUGUGGCAUUGUUGCCCAUUAAGGUAAAUGAGGAGCUAGGAUUGGAAGUUGGUAAGAAAUCUGCCACAAUAUCUGUGGUUUACAGUAUCAAUGUUGAAACUAUGGAGGUUAUUGAUACUGUUGUUAAGGAAAGUUUUGUUGUCCCCUCUCAAUUGGUUAAUGUUGAAGAUUUAGAUGUUGGUUGCACAGAAUUUACUCAACAAUUAAGAAGCAUUGCUGGUAUUUUCAUGAAGUGUCGGUUGAAUAUGGACUCAUUAACUCCAAGGCUGCCAUUGUUGGAGGGAUUGGACGAUGAGUCUGUGAAACCAACAUUGAACAUUUUUAAUUCUGAUGGUUACGUUUUGAGAGAACUCCAAUAUAAGGCCAAUAAUACUGUUGCCGAGAUAAUAUAUACGAAGUUGGGUCCAUUAUCCUUUUUAAGGAGACAAUCGCAUCCUUUAAGCACCAAAUUACAGUCUUUUUUUCAAAGAAUUUCUAAUUUUGAAAACGUUGAGAUCGAUCCGACUACACCUGAAACCUGUCUGAAGUCAAUGUUAGCUAUCAAAGACACAGGGGUUAGAUGUGGUGUAGAGAUUUUAUUUUUUAAGACUUUACAGAGGGCCAAAUAUUUUGUAGCUGGCAAGGUGGAUCCUGAUCAAUUUGAUCAUUAUAGUUUAAAUUAUCCACUAUACACCCAUUUUACAGCACCAUUCAGGAGAUAUUCUGAUCACGUUGUUCAUAGACAAUUGAAGGCGGUUAUAAAUAACAUUCCAUAUGAAGAAGAUAUAGAUUCAUUAAAGAUUACUGCUGAAUAUUGUAAUUUUAAGAAAGAUUGUUCUUGUCACGCUCAAGAACAGGCAAUUCAUCUGUUGUUAUGCAAAGCCAUUAAUGAUAUGGGUAAUUCUACUGAUCAACUAAUAACCUUGGGUUUGGUUUCGCAAGUUUAUGAAAGUUCUUUUGACGUGUUUAUUCCAGAGUUUGGUAUCGAAAAGAGGGUCCAUGGGGAUCAGUUACCGGUUACUAAGGCGGAAUUUGAUAGUGUCAAUAAGAUUUUAGAAUUGUACUGGCAACCAAAUGUUGAUAGUGCUACCUUUAUUCCAGCAGAUGAGAAAAAGCCAAGUAGUUAUAGGAAUUCGAUUAGAAACAAAUUCAAGUCUACUAGUGUUGAGAUUGCUUAUAAUGAAUUGAAAUCAAAACCUAUGUUAUCUGAGGAAUUAUUAAAGAAAUUUUCAUCAAUGAAAUUGUCCCCACCAAAUUUCACUCCUUUAAAUAAUUCGAGAACACCCGAAUCUUCUCCAUUGGAGCAGUAUUUGAAAUAUACUACAACAAGGAUCGAAGGCGGAGAAAGUUAUAUUCAAGAAAUUCGUGAAUUAAAACAGGUUCCAAUUUUGUUAAGAGCAGAAAUCGGUAUGGCUUUACCAUGUUUAUCUGUUCGUGCAUUAAACCCAUUUUUGCAAUCGUAUAAUAAGGCCGGUAGUAAUAGCUAA